AUGGAUGAAGUUCAUGGUUUAGGUGAAGCUGAAUCGAGAUAUGUGGAUAUUUGUAGUGUUAAAAAAUGGUUAAGUUGUCAUUAUCCUGAGCUGUUAGUAAUAAUUGAUAUAACUUCUGCUGGAAUUGACAACAAUCAGAUUCUCAGAAAGUGGAAUUCAACUUAUCUUAUGUUAGAUAGUUGUAUCCUGUAUAAGCCAUUUUUCUCUCAUUUGAAGUUGGUAGAUUCAGACUAUGAAGACUGUCCAACUGAUGAAGAAUGGGAACAAAUUGAAGUAGUCACAAAGUUUCUCAAGAAAGAAAACAGAAAUGAUAUUGAAUUCAUUAGGAACAUGGUAAAAGAGAUGCAAGAAAAAUUUGAUAGUUAUUGGAAGGAGUUGAGUCCUAUAUUGGCUAUGGCAGUUGUGUUAGAUCCUAGAUCGAAAAUGAAUUUUGUGAAAUUUACUUACUCCAAGUUGUAUCUUGAGGUGAGAGAAUUAGAACGUGAAGUUAAUAAAGUGCGUAGUAAUAUGACAUCACUUUUUAAUGAGUAUUACACCUUGUCAAGUACAAGAGCUUCCAAUAGUUGUGCAACUCAGAAUUUGGGUAUUCAAAAUGGUGGGAAUUCUGCUGCCGAAGAAGGGAGUGAUUUUUUUCAGGAAUAUGUUGCAACACAGGAACGUGGUGGUGAUGUACUUACUGACUUGUCAGAGUUAGAUGAAUAUCUUGGCGAGUCGUACAGGGGUUGUCUAAAUUCACCACUCGACAUCCUAAACUAUUGGAAGAACCAUGAAAAACGAUUUCCGGUACUUUCAAGAAUGGCAGGGGAUAUUUUGUCAAUUCCUAUUUCAACUGUCGCUUCAGAAUCUGCAUUUAGCAUUGGAGGAAGGGUAAUUGAUCGAUUUCGCAGUUCUUUAUUACCUGAAAAUGAUGAGGCGUUGAUAACAACUCGUGAUUGGGAAUAUGGAAUUGGUAAGCAAAUCAGUAAUAUUGUUUUUAGUUGA
Papaver somniferum (opium poppy) is the source of this 981-nucleotide messenger RNA. Its product is annotated as zinc finger BED domain-containing protein DAYSLEEPER-like. Lineage: Eukaryota; Viridiplantae; Streptophyta; Magnoliopsida; Ranunculales; Papaveraceae. The record is from RefSeq and is a predicted model, not a curated record. Gene Ontology annotation, molecular function: DNA binding; protein dimerization activity. The coding region runs from base 1 to 981 and encodes 326 amino acids. The transcript is spliced from 6 exons.